This is a messenger RNA of Elgaria multicarinata webbii, 936 nucleotides long. Its product is annotated as olfactory receptor 11H6-like. Gene Ontology annotation, molecular function: G protein-coupled receptor activity; olfactory receptor activity. Gene Ontology annotation, biological process: G protein-coupled receptor signaling pathway. NCBI's taxonomy places the organism in Eukaryota, Metazoa, Chordata, Lepidosauria, Squamata, Anguidae. The coding region runs from base 1 to 936 and encodes 311 amino acids. The transcript has a single exon. Gene Ontology annotation, cellular component: membrane. The record is from RefSeq and is a predicted model, not a curated record.
AUGGGGUUGGCCAAUGGGACCACAGUCCAGGAAUUCAUUUUGCUGGGAUUUGAAGUUGUGCCACAGAAACGAUUCACGCUCCUUGUUGUCUUCACCAUUCUCUACAUUCUCACUUUAGCUGAGAACAUCACCAUUAUUCUACUGGUGUUUAUAGAUGCCCACUUGGCCCAGAUUCCUAUGUACAUCCUGCUGGGCAACUUCUCCUGGUUGGAGAUGUGCUAUGUGUCCACCACUGUGCCCCGCAUGAUCUUUGACCUGGCAUCCCCUCCUGGAAUUAUGUCCUUCCAUGCCUGCUUCCUCCAGUUCUACAUCUUAUUCUCUCUUGGCUCUACUGAAUUCUUCUUCCUCUCAGCCAUGGCUUUGGAUCGGUACUUGGCCAUCUGCCACCCAUUGCAUUACCUACAGAUCAUGUCCCGAAAUUCCUGCUAUUGUCUGGUGGCUGCUUGUUGGGUCCUUGGAUUUCUGGCUCACAUCCUCCCAGUGACUUUGGUUUCCAAGUUGUCUUUCUGUAGAUCUAACAUUAUUGACCAUUUUCUUUGUGAUCCUGUGCCAAUUCUGUCCCUGGCCUGCCCUCCACUCGGAAAUACUUCACUUGUUUGCCAUCUUGUCAUGCAUACUGUGUUUUUUGGCAAUGUCUUUGUAGUUUUGUUAUCAUAUGGCAUGGUAAUUUUCACCCUGCUGAAAUCCUGUAAGCAAGGCAGUUGUAGCAAGGCCUUCUCAACCAUAUCAAUGCACCUAUUGGUGGUGACCCUUUUCUAUGGAUCAGUAGGAGGGAUGUAUUUAAUUCCAGGUGGAGAAAGCCAGGCAGAGCUCACUAAGGCAAUAACACUCUUCUAUGCUGUCAUUACGCCCUUUCUCAACCCCUUGAUCUACUGUCUGAGAAAUGAUCAGGUGAAAGUGGCACUGGGUAGGCUGCUGAGGAGGAUAUUGAGUUGA